AUGCCAGACUUGAGUGGAGGACGGUGGAUGGAUUGGAUGGUUAUGUCAUCAGUCAAUAAGGAUACAGAACAUUUGAACAACACUAUCAAUUACUUGGACUUCACUGGCAUUUAUGGCAACUUGGAACCGGAAACCAAACCUACUCCUAAUCCCCCACCUACAGAAGAAGAGAAAACAAAAUCUAAUCAGGAGGUUGAUAACCCAGAACACUAUAUUAAACAUCCUUUACAGAACAGAUGGGCACUCUGGUUUUUUAAAAAUGAUAAAAGCAAAACUUGGCAAGCAAACCUUCGGCUGAUCUCUAAGUUUGAUACUGUUGAAGACUUUUGGGCUCUGUACAACCAUAUCCAGUUGUCUAGUAAUUUAAUGCCUGGCUGUGACUACUCACUUUUUAAGGAUGGUAUUGAGCCUAUGUGGGAAAAUGAGAAAAACAAACGAGGAGGACGAUGGCUAAUUACAUUGAACAAACAGCAGAGACGAAGUAACCUCGAUCGCUUUUGGCUAGAGACACUGCUGUGCCUUAUUGGAGAGUCUUUUGAUGACUACAGUGAUGAUGUAUGUGGAGCUGUGGUUAAUGUUAGAGCUAAAGGUGAUAAAAUAGCAAUAUGGACUACUGAAUGUGAAAACAGAGAAGCUGUUACACAUAUAGGGAGGGUAUACAAGGAAAGGUUACGACUUCCUCCAAAGAUAAUGAUUGGUUAUCAGUCCCAUGCAGACACAGCUACUAAGAGCAGCUCCACCACUAAACAUAGGUUUGUUGUUUAAGAAGACACCUUCUGAGUAUUCUGAUAAGAGACUGCGUCAAGCAGUCGAGAUUUGGGAGCUGAACCAAAGCCUCUUCAAAAGAAGAGUGGACUGCAUUUAAAUUUGAUUUCCAUCUAAAUGUUGCUAAGAUAUAAGAGAAGUCUCAUUCGCCUUUGUCUUGUACUUCUGUAUUCAUAUAUAUAUGUAUAUAUAGAUAUUUUUUUGUCUUUAAUUUUGGCUAGAGUGUCCACUAUCCCAAUCAAAGAAUUACAGUACACAUUGUCCCCAGAAUCCACAAAUGUGUUCCUGGCCCACUCUGUAAUAGCUUAAAUGAAUUAAUGAUUACAAACACAUUUGACCCAUCUACAAUAUUAAAGAAAAGAAUUUGUAUAUCUGUAUCUUACAAGAGAAUGAUUCUAUUUAUGUUCCAUUAUAUGCAGGAGCGUAUUUUGCUGGUUUGAAAGAGUAUGAUGCAUACAGUUUUCUAACAAUUGUCUUUGUUUCUUUUUACAGCAUUGUCUGUGCUGUACUCUUGCUGAUGGCUGC
Molecule: messenger RNA, 1290 nt
Organism: Kogia breviceps (pygmy sperm whale)
Lineage: Eukaryota; Metazoa; Chordata; Mammalia; Artiodactyla; Physeteridae
Source: RefSeq, a predicted model, not a curated record